AAUAUUAAUAAACAUAAGUACCUAAAGUAACCCUUUCAUAUAUAUCUUUUUCUAUUCCUUCCCGGCAGAAAGUAAGAAAGAAAGAUUUUAGUGUUUUUUUUUUUGGCCCAAAAAAUGGCGGUAACAAUGACUGUUGAAGAACCAAUGCUUUCUAGGCUUGAUCGUCUUGAUAACAUUGUGAGGCAAUUGGAGGAAAUAAGAGGUGGAAAUAAUAGGACACCAAAGAGCUCAUGUGCAUCAACACCCUCUAGUGGUACCCUAACAAGUGAUGGGCAAGUAUCAUCAAUGGAUUUCUCUUCAUACAGCUUAGAGAAGCAUUGCCGUCCGAUUGACGACGUGAUCAUGGAAACAGGAGUCAAAGGGACCCUUAUUGAAAGGCUUGUUAAUGUGGAAGAUCGUGUAGCAAAGAUAUGCAUGCAAUUAGAAGAAGAGAUAGAGGCAGAAAAGAGAAGAAUUGAAGAAGACAAGAUGAAAUUAGUGGCCAAGAAAAAGAAAGGUGGUUUUAAGCAGCUGGUCAAAUCUUGUGUUACAGGCAACCAAACUAAGCGAACAUCAACUUGAUUUUUGAGAGUAUUUUAAGAGUGUGUUUUUAUUUUUAUUUUUUAUUUUUUGUGUUUUUCCCUUUUGUUGGUGCAAGGAUAAACGAUGAUGUGUUUUUUGAGAUCAUUGUACAUGGAACUUGUAAGCUAGUUUUACUUGGAGUUUUGUAAUGUAAUGUUUUAACACCACAAAUGACGAACCUA
Messenger RNA from Erigeron canadensis, 743 nucleotides. RefSeq lists its product as uncharacterized. NCBI's taxonomy places the organism in Eukaryota, Viridiplantae, Streptophyta, Magnoliopsida, Asterales, Asteraceae. Bases 115 to 561 code for a protein of 148 amino acids. The record is from RefSeq and is a predicted model, not a curated record. The transcript has 3 exons.